AAUGUACUAUUAUAGGGAAGGAAAUGAUGUGCAAGGGCACUAAUUGCCUAAUCGUUAACUGAAAGUGUUGUAAAUGCAUUGUUUUUCAUGAAAAGAUGGUGCUCUGGGGAUACUGUAUUAGUCAAACAUGCCGGUUUGGGAUCUUUAUUGGCCUGCUUGCCCUUGGCUAUGAGCUGUCAUCUGAGACAGGAGUGAAAGCCUGGACAUACCAUUACAGUAUAAACCCCAAUAGGAACUGGGAUUCUGCAAGGGAUUGGUGUCGUCAGCACUACACAGAUAUGGUAGCCAUACAGAACCAGAGAGAAAUCGCAUACCUCAAUGAGAUCCUGCCCAAGAACAAAUAUUACUACUGGAUCGGCAUCAGGAAAGUUAGUGGUGUCUGGACAUGGGUUGGAACCAACAAGACCCUGACCGAAGAAGCUAAGAAUUGGGCCAAGGGGGAGCCCAAUAACAGAGGAAAGAAAAACCAAGAGGACUGUGUAGAGAUUUACAUAAAGAGAGAUCAGGAGGCUGGAAAGUGGAAUGAUCAAAGCUGCAGGAAUGAAAAGGGGGCCCUGUGUUAUCACGCUUCCUGCAGAGAAGAGUCCUGCAGCACCCAGGCAGAAUGUGUGGAGACCAUUGGAAACUACACCUGCAAAUGUUACCCUGGCUUCCAGGGACUGCGCUGCGAGGAAGCUGUAGCGUGUGGCGUCCUGAAGGCUCCGGAACAUGGCUCGCUGCAGUGCUCCCAUACGUACGGUUCCUUCCGGUUCAACUCCUCCUGCGCAUUUCGCUGCGCCCAGGGGUUCUCGCUCGUGGGGGAACCGCGUCUGCUGUGCCAGGCUUCCAGCCGUUGGGACGCCGAUCCUCCCUCAUGCAAGGCUCAACAGUGUGAAGUUCUAACUGCUCCCCUCCACGGUUCCCUGCACUGCUCCCACCCACACGAGGAGUUCAGCUUCAACUCCAGCUGUAAUGUGCGCUGUGAGGAGGGGUUCCUGCUCAACGGUACAGCCUCCAUUCAGUGCACCUCCUUGGGAGUAUGGACGAAGCCUCCUCCACUCUGUCAGGCUAAACAAUGUGAUGUUCUAACUGCUCCCCUCCACGGCUCCCUGCACUGCUCCCACCCACAUGAGGAGUUCAGCUUCAACUCCAGCUGUAACGUGAGCUGUGAGGAGGGGUUCCUGCUCAACGGGACAGCCUCCAUUCAGUGCACCUCCUCGGGAGUAUGGACUGAGCCUCCUACACUCUGUCAGGCUCAACAGUGUGAUGUUCUAACUGCUCCCCUCCACGGCUCCCUGCACUGCUACCACCCACAUGAGGAAUUCAGCUUCAAUUCCAGCUGUAACGUGAGCUGUGAGGAGGGGUUCCUGCUCAACGGUACAGCCUCCAUUCAGUGCACCUCCUUGGGAGUAUGGACUGAGCCUCCUCCACUCUGUCAGGCUCAACAGUGUGACGUGCUAACUGCUCCCCUCCACGGUUCCCUGCACUGCUCCCACCCACAUGAGGAGUUCAGCUUCAACUCCAGCUGUAAUGUGCGCUGUGAGGAGGGGUUCCUGCUCAACGGUACAGCCUCCAUUCAGUGCACCUCCUUGGGAGUGUGGACUGAGCCUUCUCCACUCUGUCAGGCUCGGCAGUGUCUCCCCCUGGUGGCUCCAGGCAGAGGGCAGAUGAACUGCUCUCACCCUCACUCCCUCUUCAGCUUUGGCUCCAGCUGUGAGCUGGGCUGUGAGGAGGGCUUUGUGCUGAGAGGAGCUCCCACUCUACAGUGCACUGAGUCCGGGCUCUGGAGCCACACUGCCCCCUCCUGCCAAGCUCAACGGUGCAAAGUGCUAACUGCUCCUCUCCACGGUUCCCUGCACUGCUCCCACCCACACGAGGAGUUCAGCUUCAACUCCAGCUGUAACGUGAGCUGUGAGGAGGGGUUCCUGCUCAACGGUACAGCCUCCAUUCAGUGCACCUCCUUGGGAGUGUGGACUGAGCCUUCUCCACUCUGUCAGGCUCGGCAGUGUCUCCCCCUGGUGGCUCCAGGCAGAGGGCAGAUGAACUGCUCUCACCCUCACUCCCUCUUCAGCUUUGGCUCCAGCUGUGAGCUGGGCUGUGAGGAGGGCUUUGUGCUGAGAGGAGCUCCCACUCGGCAGUGCACUGAGUCCGGGCUCUGGAGCCACACUGCCCCCUCCUGCCAAGCUCAACAGUGUGACGUGCUAACUGCUCCCCUCCACGGCUCCCUGCACUGCUCCCACCCACACGAGGAGUUCAGCUUCAACUCCAGCUGUAACGUGAGCUGUGAGGAGGGGUUCCUGCUCAAUGGGACAGCCUCCAUUCAGUGCACCUCCUUGGGAGUAUGGACUGAGCCUCUUCCGCUCUGUCAGGCUCAACAGUGUGAAGUUCUAACUGCUCCCCUCCACGGUUCCCUGCACUGCUCCCACCCACAUGAGGAGUUCAGCUUCAACUCCAGCUGUAAUGUGCGCUGUGAGGAGGGGUUCCUGCUCAACGGGACAGCCUCCAUUCAGUGCACCUCCUUGGGAGUAUGGACUGAGCCUCUUCUGCUCUGUCAGGCUCAACAGUGUGAAGUUCUAACUGCUCCCCUCCACGGUUCCCUGCACUGCUCCCACCCACAUGAGGAGUUCAGCUUCAACUCCAGCUGUAACGUGAGCUGUGAGGAGGGGUUCCUGCUCAACGGUACAGCCUCCAUUCAGUGCACCUCCUUGGGAGUAUGGACUGAGCCUCCUCCACUCUGUCAGGCUCGGCAGUGUCUCCCCCUGGUGGCUCCAGGCAGAGGGCAGAUGAACUGCUCUCACCCUCACUCCCUCUUCAGCUUUGGCUCCAGCUGUGAGCUGGGCUGUGAGGAGGGCUUUGUGCUGAGAGGAGCUCCCACUCUACAGUGCACUGAGUCCGGGCUCUGGAGCCACACUGCCCCCUCCUGCCAAGCUCAACGGUGCAACGUGCUAACUGCUCCCCUCCACGGUUCCCUGCACUGCUCCCACCCACACGAGGAGUUCAGCUUCAACUCCAGCUGUAACGUGAGCUGUGAGGAGGGGUUUCUGCUCAAUGGGACAGCCUCCAUUCAGUGCACCUCCGCGGGGGUGUGGACUGAGCCUCCUCCUCUCUGUCAGGUUGUGCAGUGUCAGGCUCUGGGUGACCUUCUACCCCCAUUCCUCUCCAUGAAGUGCUCCAACCCACUGGGGAUCUUUAGCUUCAGGUCUCAGUGUUUCUUCCACUGUGGGAAUGGUUCCUCACUGAAUGGGACAUCUAAACUGUCCUGCGCCUCCAACGGGACGUGGAAUGCACCUAGGCCCUCAUGUACAGAACCGGAAAUGACAUUUGGGACAGGCUUGCUAAUCUCUGCAGGGGUGGGGUUUGCUUCGGCUGUUUCCCUGCUUCUCCUGGGCGGACUGGUGUUUCUCAUUGCUUCUCACCUUUCCAAGAGAGCUCAUAAAUAUCAUCUGAAAACCAGGGAUUUUGCUGUUUUGGGAGAACUAGAAAACCCUGCAUAUGAGGAAGGUUAGAGUAUCCUAUGACAUACCUUUGUGGUAUAUAUCCAACAGAGAUCCAUAGUAGAAUAUAUGGUUCUUGAGA
Molecule: messenger RNA, 3555 nt
Organism: Anguilla anguilla (European eel)
Lineage: Eukaryota; Metazoa; Chordata; Actinopteri; Anguilliformes; Anguillidae
Product: E-selectin-like
Exons: 21
Coding region: 96-3485 (1129 amino acids)
Biological process (GO): response to cytokine; leukocyte tethering or rolling; heterophilic cell-cell adhesion
Cellular component (GO): membrane; external side of plasma membrane
Molecular function (GO): sialic acid binding; oligosaccharide binding
Source: RefSeq, a predicted model, not a curated record